AUGAAAGAAGAAGAAAUUCUGAAUUUAUAUUCAACAAAAUCUCCUUUAUACUAUAUUGCAUGGGAUAAAGUUGAUGAUCUUAAGAGUAAAUUCCCAAAUCUUGAUAUUAAUGAGCAAAUUGAUUAUUAUAUCACACCACUUGACUGUGCAAUUAAAUAUGGAUCAGAAUUGUGCUUCAAUUACUUGAAAAAUUUAGGAGCACAAUACACCGAUAACUCCGAAGAAUAUGCUGUUCAAGGCGGGAAUAAAAAUGUUUUUAUGCAAAUGAUAGAUGAAGGUAAAUCAUUUGAUAACAUGGUUAAUAUGGCAUUGGAUUAUCGACACUUUGAAAUUGCUGACUACCUUAAAACAAAUUUUGAACAAACUCCAAAUUCAAUAGCAGAAAGUAUGCAUUUCGGAAAUUAUGAUAUUGUAUCUUAUUUACUUAAUAAUGGAGAAGAUAUUAACAAAAUUUAUAAUCUCAUUCUUUUCAAAUUUAUCAUAGUUUUAUAA
Messenger RNA from Trichomonas vaginalis G3, 492 nucleotides. RefSeq names its product protein ubiquitination. The transcript has a single exon. The record is from RefSeq and is a predicted model, not a curated record. NCBI's taxonomy places the organism in Eukaryota, Parabasalia, Trichomonadida, Trichomonadidae. Bases 1 to 492 code for a protein of 163 amino acids.